Colletotrichum chrysophilum is the source of this 1647-nucleotide messenger RNA. RefSeq lists its product as uncharacterized. The transcript has 2 exons. Lineage: Eukaryota; Fungi; Ascomycota; Sordariomycetes; Glomerellales; Glomerellaceae. Gene Ontology annotation, biological process: transmembrane transport. The record is from RefSeq and is a predicted model, not a curated record. The coding region runs from base 1 to 1647 and encodes 548 amino acids.
AUGAUGCCCACAGCGGCUCUAGAAAUCCAGAUGCUGGGACGAUCAUCAGCCUUCAGCGCAAAGACUAGUACGACAUGCGCGAAGCUCAACUUUGCCAAAGGCUGGAAGUCGACCAUGCGAAACCCGGCGAGUCUGUACGUCAACUUCGAAACCGAUAUUGGCCGUCUGCCUCCAUUGUCGACAUUCCAUGCGACGCUGCAUCUGCAGAGCAACGACUCCGAAGACAUCAGCUGCCGACAAGCAAACAUAACUCCUACGCUCGAUCCGACCACGAUAUCUGCAAUUGGCUACACGACAUGGGGCGUUUUCCUCUUCGUGUUUCUUGUCGGUGUCUUGCGCUCCGUCUACAGUGCCCCAGUGACGCUCGACGAGGAACAGCGUUCCAUACGGACGGUCCUUCCGAACGUCGGCGAUUGCUUGCAGUACAUCCAAUUUGUCUUCCUGACUGGUGGGCUCAGCCUCCGGUAUCCCGGCUUCUACCAGCCUGUGGUCAGCAACUUGAAUUGGUUCUCGCUUUUCGUGGUUGGGCCUGUUACACACGGGGUGACUUAUGACAAAGUCCAGGAUGGAAUCUACGUCAUGAAUGGCACGUAUGGCGGUACAUUUGGUCUGGAGUUGAUGACCCAAAUUGCAGGUGCUCCUAUGACGAUGGAUACCUGGAUCAAUAUGGUUGUUCUCAUGGUGAUUGUUGCUCUCGGCUGCGCCGUGGUGAUCGAGGUCGUGUGGCUCGUGAACCGUCACCGAAAUUCCGAUGGCGAGGUUUCUGAAUCAACUGUCGGCUUGCGACACACUUUCAGCCGUGUCCUUCGAAUCAUACUGUCCUACUUCAUGUUGCCCUUGGCGGCCCUCUCCUUUUAUCAGCUGGAUCACGCUUCGUUCUUGCCAGCAUACCAUACGUCACUCGCAGUGGCGCUCAUUGUUGCCAUGAUGGGCGCGUUUAUUUGGCUUCUCCGUCAAAUUCCUACGCACAGUCUUGGCGUCUUGAUAUUCGACAGCACGAAGCGGUAUAGACGGAUCGCGCCUACUGAGGACUUCCGACGACAUGACGAGACCUUCAUUCUCAUCCUAUUCGUUCUGGUUUUCGUCCGUGGCGCGGCCAUCGGCGGGUUGCAGAUCUCGGGCCCGGCGCAGCUGGCCGUCCUUGGCUCAUGCGAACUUCUGCUCUUAGCGAGUAUUGCUGGGUUCCAGGCCUAUUCUACCUUUUCCAUUGGCGCGAUUGCGGCAACCAUGCGCCUCUGCAGCUUAAUAUUCAUGGUGUCGUUCCUGCCGGACCUUGCGGGACACGAGACGAAAAGCGCCAUCGGCUACUUGCUUCUGGCACUGCAUACCGGCAUGCUUCUAUUGGGCUUCUUUGUCCCGGCGGUCUGCGACCUUGUUGCGCUGUGCAAGACGUGGUGGAAGGCUCCAAGGCCUGAUUCCCAGCACAUUGCGUCUGAAUUCAUCAACUACAUCAAGUCGAUACUAUCGCCCUCCUCGCUCACCAUCGCGUGGGACGUCCAUCUCUUCUUCCGAUUACUAUCGAAGAUCCGAAAGCAUUGCGUCGCCAGCUUCGUCUGCUUACCCACCAUCGAGAAGCACAUCCGCAUCCGCCACCCUGGCAGAGAAGCGAUCCAUCCAGCGUUCCGAGUCCAUCAUGUCGCCGGGUAG